CUAAAGUCUUUUUUGGAGACGCAAGGUUUAUAAAACAUAAACUUAACCAUGGCCGAUGUCGAAGUUGAAGCACCCAACAACCCCGUCUUGAGCGGUGGUGCUAUGGACGCAAACACAGCCCUUCAAGAGGUGCUGAAAACCGCGCUCAUCCACGGUGGAUUAGUGCACGGUCUCCACGAAGCCGCCAAGGCUCUCGACAAGAGGCAAGCUGUUCUCUGUGUGCUGGCUGAGAACUGUGAUGAGGCUGCAUACAAAAAGCUUGUGCAGGCCCUCUGCAAUGAACACAGAAUCCCACUUGUCAAGGUUGACAACAAUAAGAAGCUUGGUGAAUGGGCUGGACUCUGCAAAAUCGACAAAGACGGCAAGGCCAGAAAGAUUGUUGGAUGCUCAUGUGUAGUCAUCAAAGAUUUCGGAGAGGAGACACCCGCCUUGGAUGUGCUGAAGGAUUACCUUAAGUCGUCAAGCUAAACAUAGGUGUAAUGUAAGAAAAUAUAAAACCCAAAAAAAUU
Messenger RNA from Aricia agestis (brown argus), 509 nucleotides. RefSeq names its product 40S ribosomal protein S12 (gene RpS12). The transcript is spliced from 6 exons. Bases 49 to 468 code for a protein of 139 amino acids. The record is from RefSeq and is a predicted model, not a curated record. Gene Ontology annotation, cellular component: cytosolic small ribosomal subunit; ribosome. Gene Ontology annotation, biological process: translation. Lineage: Eukaryota; Metazoa; Arthropoda; Insecta; Lepidoptera; Lycaenidae. Gene Ontology annotation, molecular function: structural constituent of ribosome.